AUGCUGGUGACCUAUUUGGAAGCCAGCCGGGACCUUUGCGAGACGGACUCAAUUCUUUUUGGCGCCACGCUGGCAGUCUGCCGUAUCAUAAGCGCCAAGGUUUCCACGGCUGGACGCGCUACUGGCCAUAGUAGCGCUAUCCCAGCAUGGAGAAGAAGAAUUGAGGAACGUAUCGCAAAGGCUAGAGCUCUCAUCGGCAGACUGAUAUGCUUCAGAUCAGGCAACAACAGGCCAAGAAUUGUGCGCACCGUCAGGAUGGCGUUUGCUGGGACAAAUGUCAGUUUGUCCCAGCCGGAUAUAACGCAAAAACUGACGGAGCGCAUAGAUGAUCUGAAGCAGAGAAUCGCUGCUUGGGGGAAAGCGGAUUCGGCGAUAUACCGAGAGGUCGACACGGUUCAACCAGAAUCGUCUCUUCUAGAGUGA
Molecule: messenger RNA, 423 nt
Organism: Parnassius apollo (apollo)
Lineage: Eukaryota; Metazoa; Arthropoda; Insecta; Lepidoptera; Papilionidae
Source: the annotation of a GenBank genome assembly